This is a messenger RNA of Cygnus atratus (black swan), 2004 nucleotides long. It is a transcript of the gene ARHGAP25, whose product is annotated as Rho GTPase activating protein 25. The record is from RefSeq and is a predicted model, not a curated record. Gene Ontology annotation, biological process: phagocytosis, engulfment; actin filament organization; signal transduction. The coding region runs from base 1 to 2004 and encodes 667 amino acids. Gene Ontology annotation, molecular function: GTPase activator activity. Lineage: Eukaryota; Metazoa; Chordata; Aves; Anseriformes; Anatidae. Gene Ontology annotation, cellular component: phagocytic cup. The transcript is spliced from 11 exons.
AUGUCCCUCAAACUGCCGCGGAACUGGGAUUUCAACCUGAAAAUGGAUGCUACGAAAAUAGCCCGCUCCAAGAGCGUGAUGAGUGGCGAGGCAGCAGCUGUCCGGCCAGGCUCCCCCAACCCGCUGGAGCGGCCCCUGAAGAUCGGCUGGCUGAAAAAGCAGCGCUCCAUUGUCAAGAACUGGCAGCAGCGGUACUUCGUGCUCAAGGGCCAGCAGCUCUACUACUACAAGGACGAGGAUGAUGUCAAGCCACAGGGCUGCCUGUCUCUCCAGGGAAGCACCAUAAAGGAGGUAGCUGGCAACUCAGAGGAAGGAGGGAAAUUUAUCUUCGAAAUCAUCCCAGGGAUCUCUGGAGAUCUGAACCGGGCAGGGCAGGACACCUGUGUGCUCAUGGCCACUUCCCAGUCCGAGAUGGAGGAGUGGGUUAAAUCCAUCCGACGGGUGCUGGGUUCAGCGUCAGGAGCGGUGUUUGGCCAACGCUUGGCAGAGACCAUGGCCUAUGAGCAGAAAUUCGGGCAGCACCAGGUGCCCAUCCUGGUGGAGAAGUGUGCUGAGUUUAUCCGGGAGCACGGCGUGAAUGAGGAGGGCAUCUUCCGCCUCCCUGGCCAGGACAACCUCGUGAAACAGCUCAGGGACGCCUUUGACGCCGGGGAAAGGCCAUCAUUUGACCGGGACACGGAUGUGCACACCGUGGCCUCCCUGCUCAAGCUCUACCUGCGGGAGCUCCCCGAGCCGGUUGUGCCCUGGAUACAGUAUGAGGAUUUCCUGCUGUGCGGCCAGGCGCUGGACAUGGAUGAGAGAAAGGGUCAUCAGGAACUUCUGGAGCAACUGUCUCUCCUUCCCAGAGACAACUACAAUCUCCUCAGCUAUAUCUGCAGGUUUCUACAUGAAAUACAGCUGAACUCUAGCGUCAACAAGAUGAGUGUGGAUAACCUGGCAACAGUCAUUGGAGUGAACCUCAUCAGACCCAAGAUAGAGGAUCCUGCAACUAUUAUGAGAGGCACUCUGCAGAUCCAGAAAGUGAUGACUGUGAUGAUCAGUGACCAUGCAGACCUCUUUCCCCCAUCCAAGGAUGUGAUGCCCUCCCCACCGACCCAACAAAAUGACAAGAAAGCUCCCAUCCCACGCAGCUCUGUGGGCUGGGAUGCUGCAGAGGACACCACGGUGCCCAGGGCAGACAGCUUGAUCCAAAGGCAAACGAGAGACAACCUGAAUGCCAGCAGUGCUCCCAGAUUGGCUGUCAGCUCAAGUGCACCCAGCGAAGAUAACGGCAUGCAACCCUCCAAAGAUACACUGGGAAUGUGGAAAGCACAAUCAAGGAAAAGAACUCAAACUUUACCUAACAGGAAAUCUUUCCUGACAGCUGCUUCUCCAGCGGAGAAAGGCAACAAUGACAAAAAUGACAUAUUUGCCAGUGACUUUUGGAAAGGCUCCCCAGGGAGCAGCAUGUGCUCCGUACCCUCUGAAGGACAUAAGAGAACGUUAUCCCAUGAUCUUUUCAAGCUGCUCGAUCUUCACCGGGCUUCAACUUACGACAACGUGCCUACCUCUCCAGCAGAAAGUGAUGAAGGCAGCAGCUCCAGCCCCAUCCCUGCAAGCAGCAGCUCUGAUAAGGAAUUCCAACCCUGCCCUAGUCCCAGCCACCAGUCAAAGGAGCCGUCCAGUCCUGCCAGCAGCCCUGCUGAGGUCUCCCAGCCUGCUCCAGAGAGCAAGGAGUUUCUGCAAAACAUGAUCCUGAAGCUGGAGAAAGAAAUGGAGGCACAAAAAAAUGACUAUGAGGAACAAAUUAAAAGCCUUGAGAAGGAAAACUAUGAAGUCUGGGCCAAAGUGGUGAGGCUGAACCAAGACAUUGAGAGGGAGAAGAAGAAGUCUGAGGAACUGGAGCUGAAGCUGAUGAACAUGGAGCGUUCACAGGAGGACUUGGAGAAGAAAAACAAGAUGCUUGAGGAGGAGAUAAAAAACAUUGCUAAAUCCAGGAGCAAAAAUGAUGCCAAAAACAACUAG